Molecule: messenger RNA, 2627 nt
Organism: Cucurbita maxima (winter squash)
Lineage: Eukaryota; Viridiplantae; Streptophyta; Magnoliopsida; Cucurbitales; Cucurbitaceae
Product: thioredoxin-like fold domain-containing protein MRL7L, chloroplastic
Exons: 6
Coding region: 118-1173 (351 amino acids)
Biological process (GO): regulation of DNA-templated transcription; chloroplast organization
Cellular component (GO): chloroplast stroma
Source: RefSeq, a predicted model, not a curated record
UUCUGGGCUUACUUUGUAAGCUAACUAAGUUUGUUUGGCGAAGUUGAAGUUCCAUUUAGCCAAAACCAACUGAAAAUCCAGACUUUCAUUUACAACUGUGGUCGUAAUCUUGUAGAAAUGGCGCUGCAACAUACACUACGUUUACCGUUUCUGGUUUUGCCUUCUUCUAAUUGCCGAUUCCAAGGGGGUGCUUUCGCUUUUGCGGCCACGAAUUCGCAACCCAGCGAUGCUUUCGCUUCAUGGAGGUUGAAGUCUUCUUAUCCUUCAUCCGUCGCUUCGGUAAAGUUGUCUUUCCUGGGUAGUUUUUUAAGAAGCAGCACUCGAGGGGCCUAUAAAACUGCUGGGUCACUCUGGUCAGGUGAUGGAAAGAAGAAAAAAGGACAAGCAGAUAUGGACUCCGAUGAGGAAGAUGAUUCUUCUUCAGCAAAGCAGCAAGACCUUGAGCUUAUGGAUGUAGAAGAGAGACGGGAAUGGAGGGAGAAGAUUAGGGAAGUGAUUGAUAUGAACCCCGAUGUUGAGGAGGAGAUGGAUAUCAUGGAAAGGAGAAGGAAGAUGCAAAAGCUUCUAGCUGACUAUCCUCUUGUUAUGGAGGAGGAAGAUCCUAAUUGGCCUGAGGAUGCUGACGGUUGGGGUUUCAACUUGGGUCAGUUUUUUGAUAAGAUCACCAUCAAAAAUAAGAAAAAGGAUGAUAAAGAUGAUGAUGAUGAUAAAGAUGACAAUGAUGAUGAAGUAGUUUGGCAAGAUGACAACUACAUUCGUCCAAUUAAGGACAUAGCAACUGCUGAAUGGGAGGAGGCUGUGUUUAAGGACAUUAGUCCACUAAUCAUUCUUGUACAUAAUCGCUACAAAAGGCCAAAGGAAAAUGAAAAAAUUCGCAAGGAGCUAGAGAACGCCAUCCACAUAAUAUGGAGUUGCAAUCUGCCUUCGCCAAGAUGCGUUGCUGUUGAUGCUGUUGUUGAACGCAACUUGGUCUCUGCUCUUCAAGUGUCUGCCUUUCCAGAGAUUAUCUUCACUAAAGCAGGGAAGAUUUUAUACCGUGAGAAGGGAUUUGUAAGUGCAGAUGAGUUGUCCAAAAUAAUGGCGUUCUUCUACUAUGGAGCAGCUAAGCCACCAUGUUUAAGUGACGUUAGGGAUUAUCAGGAGGCGAUCCCAUCAGUUUCUGUUGAUGCCUGAUUAUGCCAUAGGAGGAUAGACAAAGUAUAUGCUCUUUUUGGUUUGUUGUAGAUGAGGAGUUUUAGCAAUCGCUUUGUUGGGGCAGUCUUUUUUAUAUUGAAAGGCCAGUGUCCUCUGUCUUUUAGUCCUGCAACUUCAUGAGUUGUUCAAGGUUAUUACCGAAAUAUGAAAUGUAUUAUAGCUUAAGAUGACAUAGCGCCAAAAGCAGGUGCUCUUCUGGAUUCAAAAUCUUGUUGGCGAUGAGUGAUGAUGCCUUCGGUUAGUGACCAUCAACCAACGUUUCCAUGGAAAAGGUAAUCCUCUUAACAUUUGCAGACUCUUUCUACGUGCUAAUUUGCAUACAUUGUAACAUCUUCUCGAGUCCACCCUUGUAUGAAAUUCUUUGAUACCGUUGUUGCAUCAUUUUAAUUUAACAAUCAGCUGUGGCUAAGUUCUAAGUUCGAGACAUGGAAUGAGCACUAUCAAAAUUUUCAAUUUGGUCCUUAAAUUUUCAAGUUCGUUCUGUUUUGAGCAUUCAACUUCCAAUGUCUACUUUAAUUUCUAAACUUCUAAAAACCAAUGAUUUUGGCUUGAAGUCGUACUCGUAAAUAACAAGUUGCAGUGGUCGAAGUUAUAACGUCUAUUAUUUGCAUUCUAUUUAUGUUAGCAACAUUUUGUUGCUUAUUAUUAUUAUUUUUUUAUGGUUUAUGAACUUUUUAGGAUAUAGUACAAUGUGAAAAAUAUGAACAGAAAUGUGCAUAGGUGACCCAAAAUUUAAUAGGGAAGAGAUGAGUAGGUAAAAUGUAUAGUUUAUAAUAGAAGAAAUUUGAUGGGCAUCCAUAUUAGUUAAUUUUGGGAAGAAAAGGAACGGUGGAAAUUGCUUGGAAAGAGGAGUAGGUGAGUGGGCGAUGAAUGCCGUGUGUUGUGGGGUGCCUCACAAUAGUUGAAGACAUCAAUAGUUGACUCAUUAUUGUGUUUUUUAAUUUUAGUUUGACUCCAUAUAUACUUAACCAGUUGAUCUUUAGGAACCCACUGGGGAACCUUCUUUCCCUCUUGAGCUAAAAGGCAUAAAAUGGUAAGCUCAAGACUAAGGCUAGCCCUAACUUCUCUAUGGUCAAUAGGGAACGACUCGAGCAUCUGGUCUCGUUCCCUCUAAGAAAGGAAAAAUGUCAAAAACUCCAACUCAAUCCUAGGUAAGUGAACAUCAUUAUAGCCUUAUAAAAGGUAAAUCCAUUCUAAGCUUACAACCCUAAACCUACUACACCCUUGUGUCUUUGUUACCUAGUGAAUCAUUUCAUCCCCUAAAUUACAAGUCUAUGCAUAAAGAUGACGAACAAUUAUCAUCUUACCAUCUAAUAACUUCUCUAAAACAUUCCUGAAAUCCUAGUUGAAUUAAGAAGGAAAAAAAAAAAAAACAAGUUUAUGGAAAGUACGUUAAUUAAUCCUAAGCUAUCAGGGCAUGAUUGAUAGUCGAC